Camelus dromedarius (Arabian camel) is the source of this 4760-nucleotide messenger RNA. It is a transcript of the gene LETM1, whose product is annotated as leucine zipper and EF-hand containing transmembrane protein 1. The transcript has 14 exons. Gene Ontology annotation, biological process: intracellular monoatomic cation homeostasis. Bases 124 to 2316 code for a protein of 730 amino acids. NCBI's taxonomy places the organism in Eukaryota, Metazoa, Chordata, Mammalia, Artiodactyla, Camelidae. The record is from RefSeq and is a predicted model, not a curated record. Gene Ontology annotation, cellular component: mitochondrial inner membrane. Gene Ontology annotation, molecular function: ribosome binding; calcium ion binding.
ACCGCCGCCCUCAACCGUCCGCGGGCGGGCCGAGCCGCCGCCGGCCGGCGAGAAGCCGCGGCCGCCGCGGCGGAGAAGGAGGAGGCAGCAGCAGGAGGCCGGGCAGCCUCCGCGGCCGGGCACAUGGCGUCCAUCUUACUGAGGAGCUGCCGCGGCCGGGGGCCCGCCCGCCUCCCGCCGCCCCGCGCCGCCGCCCCGAGGGGCAGUCUGGGCGACCGUGCUUGUCUCAGCUGUGCCAGCGCCAUGAGGUGGGGAAGCUGCGUGAAUCUUCCAUUUGGCAGCUGCAUUCCGGCCCAUCCCAUGCACCUUUCCCUCAGAGGCGACCCCCCUGGCUGCUGGACUCUGAGGCCCAAGCACCUGUGUGCGGUGGUCACGGGCCCGAGGCUCCUUCCCCUGCGCUGCUGGCACUCGUCACCCCCGCUGGGUGAUGACUCCAUGGUGGAGAAGUCCCUCAGGUCCUUGAAGGACAAGAACAAGAAGCUGGAGGAAGGAGGCCCGGUGUACAGCCCCCCAGUGGAGACGGCCGUGCGCAAGCCCCUGGGGCAGAGGGUCCUGGACGAGCUCAAGCACUACUACCACGGCUUCCGCCUGCUCUGGAUCGACACCAAGAUCGCUGCGCGCAUGCUCUGGCGCGUCCUGCACGGGCACAGCCUGACCCGCCGCGAGCGCAGGCAGUUCCUGCGGAUCUGUGCCGACCUCUUCCGCCUGGUGCCCUUCCUGGUCUUCGUGGUGGUGCCCUUCAUGGAGUUCCUGCUGCCUGUCGCCGUGAAGCUCUUCCCCAACAUGUUACCGUCCACCUUCGAGACCCAGUCGAGUAAGGAGGAGCGGCUGAAGAAGGAGCUGCGGGUCAAGCUGGAGCUGGCCAAGUUUCUUCAGGACACCAUCGAGGAGAUGGCCUUGAAGAACAAGGCAGCCAAGGGGAGUGCCACCAAAGACUUCUCUGCAUUUUUCCAGAAGAUCCGAGAGACAGGGGAGAGACCCAGCAACGAGGAGAUCAUGCGUUUUUCCAAACUGUUUGAGGACGAGCUGACCCUGGACAACCUCACACGGCCGCAGCUGGUGGCGCUGUGCAAGCUGCUGGAGCUGCAGUCCAUCGGCACCAACAACUUCCUGCGCUUCCAGCUCACCAUGCGGCUGCGCUCCAUCAAGGCCGACGACAAGCUGAUCGCUGAGGAGGGAGUGGACAGCCUCAACGUCAAGGAGCUGCAGGCAGCAUGUCGGGCACGAGGCAUGCGGGCCCUGGGUGUCACGGAGGACCGUCUGCAGGAGCAGCUGAAGCAGUGGCUGGAGCUGCACCUGCACCAGGAGAUUCCGACAUCCCUGCUCAUCCUGUCCCGGGCCAUGUACCUUCCCGACACCCUCUCACCUGCCGACCAACUCAAGUCCACGCUGCAGACCCUCCCAGAGAUUGUGGCAAAGGAAGCCCAGGUGAAAGUGGCCGCGGUGGAGGGCGAGCAGGUGGACAACAAGGCAAAGCUGGAGGCCACGCUGCGGGAGGAGGAGGCCCUCCGGCAGGAGCACCAGGAGAGGGAGCUGCAGAGGCUCUCCCAGGCCGCGGAAGCGGAGCCCGAAGUGAUGGCAGAAGCUGCCUCGGGGAGGCCCGGGGCUGAGCUGCAGCCAGAAGUGCCUGAUGUGAUCUUGCCAUCAGAGGCCCUGAAGGACACCGCCCCCAUCCUGGAAGGCCUGAAGGAAGAGGAAAUAACUCAGGAGGAAAUUGACAUACUCAGUGACGCCUGCUCAAAACUGAAGGAGCAGAAGAAAUCCCUGACAAAGGAGAAGGAAGAGCUGGAGCUGCUGAAGGAGGACGUCCAGGACUACAGUGAGGACUUGCAGGAGAUCAAGAAGGAACUUUCAAAGACUGGCAAAGAGAUAUACGUGGAAGAGUCUAAGGCCAGCAAGAGGCUGACAAGGAGGGUGCAGCAGAUGAUCGGCCAGAUCGACAGCCUGCUCUUGCGGCUGGAGGCCGACCAGAGGGCUGGCAAGCUGAGCCCAGCCUCCGAGGGCGCAGCUGCGGGGGAGACGGUCAUCAGCAUCGCUGAGCUCAUUAGUGCCAUGAAGCAGAUCAAGCACAUUCCAGAAGGCAAGCUCAUGAGCUUGGCCUCAGCGCUGGAUGAGAACAAGGAUGGCAAGGUCAACAUCGACGACCUGGUCAAGGUGAUUGAGCUGGUGGAUAAAGAGGACAUUCACAUCUCCACCAGCCAGGUGGCCGAGAUUGUGGCCAUGCUGGAGAAGGAGGAGAAGGUAGAGGAGAAGGAGAAGGCCAAGGAGAAGGCUGAGAAGGAGGCCGAGAAGGAGGCCGCAGAGGUGAAGAAUUAGGGCCAGCCCUGCUCUGGCUCCGUAGUGGCCCCUCGCAUGUCUGGCUCCAUCUGCACUGGCCACUGCAGCCCUCUCGUGAUAGUGAUUGCUUUGAAGUGAUUCUUAGUGACAAAUCUAAUAUUUUGUCUGGAAUAAAUCAGAAACUUCCAUAUCAAGUAAUUUUAAAUUUUCAUCAUUCCACGAAGAUUCAGUCAGUCUGGAAUCCCUGAACCACUCCAGGGAGACUCCUCUGGAUUCAUGCCAUAGCAGGGGCUGCAGCGGUCCGGGCUGCAGCAGCCCAGUGUGCAGCCUGCCAGCAGUGGGGGGCUGUGGCCCUGCAGAGGCUCACUUGGCCUCCCCACGCACCCCCUGGCGGCGUCUGUCCCAGGAGGAGAGAGGACAGACACCUGGACCGCGUGCCUGUGGAGCCAGAGGCAUGCGACUGGGAGUCAGAUGCGGGCACAGCCUCCUCAGCCUGGAGAAGAUGCUUCGUGAGUCCGUGGACUUGGGUUCCUGAAUAUCUGUGUAAAAUAGGACUGACUUGUGCACACUUCCCAAGUCACAUCUGUAACGACUGAGAAAGUAUGUCCAUCCGUCUCUCUGUGGCUGCUGGAGAAUCUCAGUUCUGACGGGAGUGUCGGGGUCUCCUGCAAGUUUCCUCUUAUGUGUGUAUUUGAGCUCUUUCCUGAUGUGCUUUUGAUUUUCACCUAAAACCUUUAAUUAAUUAAUGAGUACAGAAUUUCCUCGCGUGACAGUCUGCCUGGGUAAAUCAAGUGGGAGCUCUGCCGUGAGACACCAGUGAAGCCCUUGAAAAGUCAGCAUCUCAUGGUUGAAUGACUUAUGGAGCUCUUGUAGCUUUUAGGAAGUUUUCUGACUUGGGGUGUUAGCGCCUCAUUGGCCUCAUGGGAGUUAGGAGCAGGUUUUGCUGUGCAUCCAGGGACAGGCCGGCCCUGGGCUGCUCUGCGUCACAAGGGCCUCCGCGGGCCAGCAGCGCGGCUCCUCCCAGACGGCUGGGCAGGAGGCCUUGGGAGCCUCUCCGGGGGGCCCGUGCGGCCCGCAGGCCUCCAAGAGCCGUAGGGCCAGCCCAUGCACCUCUGGGCGGAGCGUGGCAGCCUCCUGGCCUGGUGGCCAGUGUCCACACCUGGCAGCUUGGGAGCACGGUGCUCUGUGGGGCAGGUGGGGCCGGGUGGCCGGUGGCCUCAGCUGUGACUCCUUGUACUCGGGGUGAGUUCCCACAAGACCGUUCUUUGUGGGGAAUCAUAGGAAUUGGAGACACAGGAAUAGAGUGGCCAGGUUAGCCGAGAGAGGAUGAUGACGAAAUGAUAGCUUCUGAAUUACUUGAAACUUUCUACUCAGCCAUUAAGGAAGAAACGUGACAAAACGGGUGAGAUUAUAUAUUCUCAAAUGUAAAACUUGAUAAAGGGACAGUUGGGUCUAAGGGUUUUUAUUUCAGUUAUUUAAGAAGUGCGCUCCAGACACUUAGUUGGGAUCUAUGAGCUACCUGGCAGUCCUCCGGCAGCCUGGGUCUUGGCCUCAGCACGCCGCCCCCGCGCUCUGCAGCUGCUCCCCCCGGAGCAGAGUGCCUGCAUCUCCCAGGUGGAGCCACGCCCCUGGGGGCGGCGGGACCCUCCUUCAGUUUUUGUGACGUUGGUGAUGGCUGGCUGCAGGCGUCCCCACCCCGAUUGUUUUUACUGUCCUGAACUGGGUCCGGCCCAGCUGCAGGUGUGAUGAACGGUGGCUUUGGAAAUGCGGAGUGCGGGGUGCGGGGUGCCGUGUGCCGAGGUGCCCGUGCCUGCGCCUGCGGAAGCUGUGCCAGCCACGCCUGCCUGAAGACCAGGCAGGGGUUCUUAGCCUGCGUUUCCUCUUCCACUCCACCUGAACACCCACUUUUUCAUUAGGGAUUCUGGAAAUUGGCACUUGGGUUCCAGUCAUUUUGGAAUGUCAAAAUCCAGACUUUUUAAGAAUGAAGGGCACUGUGUAGUUUGUGAAGAGUCAUCUCCAGGCAGUGUUUCUCCACACAGGGUGAGGGGCCAGCAGCUGGCUCCGUCUCCACGUCCUCCAGGGGCCCGGGGCCAGCUUCGCCUGAGGGCCUCCUUGGGCUGUGUGCAAACACUUUUUUCAGAAAUAGUGUUUUUAUUAAAAUAAGAAAUUCAUGUUCCUGUAACGGCUCAAAGUAAGAUUUCUGAACCAUGACACAUCAGAGGUCAAGGUGGAAAAUGUCUCCAUGUCCACCUGUGUCUGGCUCUGGCUUCCCAGCAGGAGAAGUGGCAAGUGGGCUUUUGGGUCUGGGCCUGCUGUCCUGAGGCCAGAUUCCAGAAUGAGCCUUGCCUGACAGGGCUCAAGCCCUGGCCUCAGGUGUCCACUGGUUCUGUGACAGCGUGCCUUGCCAAUGCUGUCAGACUGCCAGUGACCAGACUACUUGAUUUAAUGUAAGGAGAAGGUUUAAUAAAGUGCUUUCUUGCUGA